[Torrubiella] hemipterigena is the source of this 1237-nucleotide messenger RNA. The record is from the annotation of a GenBank genome assembly. Lineage: Eukaryota; Fungi; Ascomycota; Sordariomycetes; Hypocreales; Clavicipitaceae.
AUCCACUCCAUCUCUACGGUACGUGAGUUCCACUUACUUGUAACAGAAAAGGGUAUAACGACAACACCCCGAUUUCUUUCACAAGACUUGUCCUCUUACCUUCCUUCUUCAUUCUAUAGUCGUCGAAAAUUCUUGAAAGCAUGAACUACACUAAAUACUCCAAGGUGGAACAAGAGUCGAGCGACUCAUCGAAACGAGGAAGCCAAGAUGACAGCUUCUCCGACAAUGAGAGCGGUCUGCCCUUGAGCCAGCAGCCAAGAAGUCUCGCGACUAGACUCUUCCAUGUAGCAAAGCGCACCUGGUGGCUCGUUGGCCCUUUCCUCUGGCUUCUCUCCCUCGUCGUUACCUGGACGAUCGCCUCAGCUGCCACAAAAUCGCCCUACGACAUAUCGCGUGGGCUAGAUACAGAACUAGAACCUCUCAAGUCACAAAUUGAAAUGUACACAACAACCUUCUCCAGUGAUUUGGACUGGGACGAGAAUGGGAUACUCCAGCGCGUCUCUCGGCCCGGAUCAAAGCAGUUCGUGGGUGACCCAAGCCCUGAAAUCGAUGCGAAUUGGGAGCACAUCACAAACGGUAAGUGCCUCUCUUAUGUGAUAGUUAACGGCCAAGUGAUUCUAAUGCGAUCGCGAAGGUGUGGUCAUCGACCUCAAAGGCAAAGACGCCCAGACGGUCAUAGGAAAGACGUACCAAAAGCCAGAUGGAUCAUGGUACGUGGGCAUCGAAGCUUUCCAUCAACUACAUUGUCUCAACAUGGUCCGCAAGGCGCUGCAUGUUGAUUACUAUGGCAUCAAUGAGGAGGAUCCUCAUCCCCACAAGAUGCACAUUGAGCACUGCAUAGACGCUCUACGAGAGUCCAUCAUGUGCAGAGCGGAACUGACCUUCAUUCCUAUGGAGUUCAAUACCAAGUAUCGCACGGGGCGACCUGCCUUCGUUGCCAAGGAGCAUACGUGUAGAAAUUUCGAAAAGAUCUUGGACUGGGCUCACCAAUACCCGAUUAACGAAACACUCUAUGUUUUAGACGAUGGAAGUGAAGGUGAUGGCAACAUACAUUUUGAUGGAGACAUAGGCCAUGGAUUUCACGGCGGUAGCCACGGUGGUUAAGGCUCAGUUAGGACCUAUCGAUAUGGUUUUAGAGUAUUCUGCUAUACUACUAUAUCGAUCCUCCUUGAAGGAAGUUUCUAUGCAUAUUCCAUAAUUUGAAACAGAUAAUGAGUUUGAACUUCCAUCAGUUACC